CUUGACUGCAACGGGAUGUCUGAACUGGCAGAAAGGUGCAGGAAAGCUGGUCUGGAGGAACUUUUCCUGACAGGCAUGAAAAUCUAUCGCAAUUCUAGCGAUAAGCAGAACGAGCAAGCAGCAGAACCCAAAGUUACGGGGAAAAAGAGAAAUUGA
Guillardia theta CCMP2712 is the source of this 156-nucleotide messenger RNA. RefSeq lists its product as hypothetical. The annotation marks the transcript as partial. The transcript has a single exon. NCBI's taxonomy places the organism in Eukaryota, Cryptophyceae, Pyrenomonadales, Geminigeraceae. The record is from RefSeq and is a predicted model, not a curated record.